UAUAAAUUAAUUUGUGCAUUCAGCCCAGCCAGAGCCAACAUGAAGGCAGCCACAGUCUUGGUUCUGGUGACUUUGAUCACCAUGGAGAUGGACAAGGCCUAUGCUCUGUCUUCUCACGGAGAAUUACAAAAACCUGGAGCUUGUCCCCAUUGGCCCCCAAAUACUGUUGGACCUUGUAAGAAGAGAUGCUCAGGAGAUGAAUCAUGCCCUCGUAAAAUGAAGUGCUGUAGCAAUGGGUGUGGUUAUGUCUGCUUGAGGCCUGUCUUCAAAACUGGCAGCCCUGGAAAUAAGGAUUUCGAUAUUUAGAAGCAUGACUGACGACCAGUCCCAGAGGAUUUCUUCUGAGUCCACGGAGCCCAAGCUUGCCGACUCCCUAGCUCUAGAACUGCAUCCUUAGAAGAUGAAGAUCUGAGAUGUGGUGACUGCUUCCUAGUGUCUGUGUCCAAAAUAAACGAUCCUUAGCAUUC
Messenger RNA from Peromyscus californicus insignis, 467 nucleotides. RefSeq names its product WAP four-disulfide core domain protein 18-like. NCBI's taxonomy places the organism in Eukaryota, Metazoa, Chordata, Mammalia, Rodentia, Cricetidae. The transcript has 3 exons. Gene Ontology annotation, molecular function: peptidase inhibitor activity. Gene Ontology annotation, biological process: antibacterial humoral response; innate immune response. The record is from RefSeq and is a predicted model, not a curated record. Gene Ontology annotation, cellular component: extracellular region. Bases 40 to 306 code for a protein of 88 amino acids.